Molecule: messenger RNA, 270 nt
Organism: Stereum hirsutum FP-91666 SS1
Lineage: Eukaryota; Fungi; Basidiomycota; Agaricomycetes; Russulales; Stereaceae
Exons: 2
Source: RefSeq, a predicted model, not a curated record
UGGACGAGCACGUUGGAUACUCUUCUAAUCUUUAUCGCUCUUUUCUCGGCUAUUGUAACAUCAUUUCUGGUGCAGGCCUCUGGAGGACUUACCCAAGCUACGGGCGAUCGCACAAACAUAAUUCUCUCCAAUCUCACUGACAUCAUCAUUCAACUUAACAUUGCCAAUGCUUCUCUGUUGAACGUUUCCUCGCCAGUUCCCUUUACGCCGGACAGUAGUGCCGUUCGUCUGAAUUUAUACUGGUCGCUUUCUCUCAUCAUCAGCGUAAGC